AUGUUCGCGAAUAAAAACUACGAGAGUGAUAUAAAAUAUACUACUGAAUUAAAUCGCUUUAUCUGCCGUUUAUUGGGUAUCUGGCCACGUAUGGGCGCGAAAACCUCGUUUGUCGAAAAUGUCAAGAACAUCUUGCUGAUCCUAAUUUGUUAUUUUUUUCUCUGUAGCGAGUUAAUACCGACAAUUUUAUACGUAAUUAUCGUCGAAAAACGUCCUCGCAUUCGAUUGAAGCUUAUAUCGUCCGUGAUGUUCACAAUAUUAGCGGUACUCAAAUAUUGCAGCUUAGUAUUCACCACGAAUCGAGUGAAAAGUUGCUUGAUGCAAAUGCAAGACGAUUGGCGAAACGUCGCCAACGAGAGCGCUCGUUAUUUCAUGCUCGACAAAGCAAGAAUCGCGAGGCGUUUAAUCAUUCUGUGCGGUAUAUUCAUGUACACGUCCGGUUUGUAUUUCCGCACGAUAGUGCCGCUGAGCAAGGGAAAGUCCGUCACCGAUCAGAACAUUACGAUUAGAUAUUUGCCGUGUCCAGGUUAUUUCGUUUUCUUCGACGGGCGGGUUAGCCCCGCUUACGAAAUUAUAUUUUUCAUACAGUUCUUCUCCGGAUUUAUAAAAUACAACAUCACGGUGUCGAUCUGCAGCCUCGCCGCGAUCUUCGUCAUGCAUACGUGCGCACAGAUUGAGAUAUUAAUGAUGUUAAUAAACAAGUUAAUAAACGAACGGGAAAUCAAGAACUUGAGCAAGAGAUUGGCCAUCGUCGUGGAAUAUCAGAUCAGAAUGCGGAAUUUCUUGCAAUUGGUGCAGAAUGCUUUGGAGCACACGAGUCUGUUGGAAUUGUUGGGAUGUACGAUGAUCGUAUGUCUCCUAGGACACGAUGUUAUCACGGAGUGGGAGGACCAAAAUAUUGUAGCGAUGAGCUCGUAUCUCAUUCUACUCACGUCACUUGGGUUCAACAUUUUUAUCUUUUGUUUCAUCGGUGAACAACUCUCUCUGGAGGCUGACAAAUUAUCAUUGACAGCGUGCACAUUAGACUGGUACCGUCUUCCUGAUGAGAAAGCACGAGAACUGAUUUUAGUCAUAGCCAUGUCGAAUAUCCCGACAAAACUUCAAGCCGGGAAGUUCAUUGAUCUUUCUAUUAAAACCUUCGGCGAUGUCGUUAAAACGGCUGUGACAUAUCUUAACCUUAUUCGAAAGGUUAUGGAAUAAAUAAUUUAACUUUCUGUGUAUUACAAUAAAAUAUUUAUCUGAAUAAUUUUUCUGUAGAGAUAUAGAUUCAUAGCGUCACUUCGUAUAAAUAUUAAUUAAUUAAUUUUAAAAUAAAUAUAUUUAAAUAUCAAGCGUUAUAUAACAUAAAUAAUUUUCUUUUUAUUAUAUUUUUCCCUGAAAAGUGAGGCAAUGUAUAAUUCA
Messenger RNA from Odontomachus brunneus, 1401 nucleotides. RefSeq lists its product as uncharacterized. The transcript is spliced from 5 exons. The record is from RefSeq and is a predicted model, not a curated record. Gene Ontology annotation, cellular component: plasma membrane. NCBI's taxonomy places the organism in Eukaryota, Metazoa, Arthropoda, Insecta, Hymenoptera, Formicidae. Gene Ontology annotation, biological process: sensory perception of smell; detection of chemical stimulus involved in sensory perception of smell. Bases 1 to 1200 code for a protein of 399 amino acids. Gene Ontology annotation, molecular function: odorant binding; olfactory receptor activity.